This is a messenger RNA of Camponotus floridanus (Florida carpenter ant), 647 nucleotides long. RefSeq names its product U7 snRNA-associated Sm-like protein LSm10 (gene Lsm10). Bases 66 to 503 code for a protein of 145 amino acids. Gene Ontology annotation, cellular component: nuclear body; cytoplasmic U snRNP body. Lineage: Eukaryota; Metazoa; Arthropoda; Insecta; Hymenoptera; Formicidae. The transcript is spliced from 3 exons. Gene Ontology annotation, molecular function: U7 snRNA binding; histone pre-mRNA DCP binding. Gene Ontology annotation, biological process: mRNA 3'-end processing by stem-loop binding and cleavage. The record is from RefSeq and is a predicted model, not a curated record.
UGGUCGAUCAACGUGCUACGUGUUUUGCGCGCUCUCGCUCCUUUUAGCUUAGCUUCGUGUCCACAAUGUCCCUGGAUUCGAAACGUGAGAGACAUUUUCUCUACAAUAGUCUGUCAAUCCUGCUGAAGGCUGUAGAGAAGCAACGAACGAUAAUAGAUUUGCGAAACGAAGCAUCGAUUUUUGGCAUCGUCGAACAGACCGACGCAUACAUGAAUGUCGUGAUGAGGGACUGUGUGUUUACGGAUCCACGUGAGGAUUCCUUCAAGUUUGACAUGUUCUUCGUACAAGCGAGAAAUAUUCGUUGUGUUCAUAUUCCUCCGCAUAUACGGAUUAUACCAGCUAUCAAGGAACAAUUAAAACGCUUAAGCUAUCCAUCAAAGGAAAUGAAGAAUACAAAAUAUACUUUUAAGAACAAACGCACUCAGCAAAGGCAACAGGAAAGCCUCGAGGCUGUAGAACAAAUUUUAGAAAGUAGAGAAACCAAAAGUCAGUUCACAAAAUAAUAUAUGAUAUUUGUGACUUAAUUUAAUGGAUUUAAAUUAUUAGUCGUCCUUGAAUUUGAGUGCUAUUAAUCACUAUACAUAUUCAUGUACAUGAUAAGUUUGAUUUACUUUUUUUUUAUUGAAUAUACUUUACACUUUGUUAGA